AUGACUUCUCCAUCUAAGGUUUGCUAUAUGCCUUCUCUAAACACCGUGUCUAAGCGUGAUAGAAACUUAGAUGAAUCUUCAACGCAGACUGCUCUCUUUGACGAGCUACUUCGCCGGUACAAUUUUGAUUGGGCAGAAGAUGUGGAGGAAGAGGCUGCAGCUAAAGGAAAUCUACCUAUGGUUGCUGCACCGAAGCCUCUUGAUUCCUCCUUGCCCAAGGCCAAGUGGUACAAUGAAUCCUUCCCGACUCUCAACUACGCGCCUACUCCCCGGUUUAAGCCAUCCUUUUCAACCACCAAUGAAGAGAUAUGGAAUGAGCCAUGGGGCUGUGCUGAUGAAUCUAUGGAUGCAGCCUCAAGCUCCUCUAACGAACUCCAGACCGACUCCGAUGAGUCUAGCAGUACAGCUUCGAGUUAUGAGGUGGCUCUUCCAGAGGACGAGUUCCGCCGUGAGCAAUCUACCCCAAAUGCGGAAUCCGAGGCAUAUUCAGUUGCACAGCUAGCUGUGGAUACCAUCUUCUCUGAUCGUCAAUCAUGGAUGGAAGUCGACGAGGAGAUACAUCACUUUAACUGGAUGGGAGUACAGACUUACAACCACUGUGCCACUUCCCCAUCUGACUCGCUUGCCAUCAUCUUGGCAAACCCCAAGAAUCCCCAGGGAAGUGCCAUCUUGAGAAUUCAACUACUUCUGAGCCGAGCAGUCCAGUACAUAGACCCGGUUCUUGUUCUUCUCGAUGACACCGACGAUAGCCUGUUCGCCCUCCGGGGGUCGGAGCUUGUCCGUGCAUCAACCGGACGAGUUUUCAAGUUCUAUUCGCCACAUGGAAGGUGGUUGGAGGACCCGAAUGACACGAGCGAAGUAACAACUACAGACUUUGGUAGCGUACAGACUUACGACGCCUCAGAUUUGGCCAUUGGAAAUGGCUUCGUGGAGUCCAGUGUUAUUCGAUCGGUGUCGCAGUGGAAAGAGGCUCGGGAUGAAGCCUGCAGUGACUCUGGAGGAUGUCUGCGUCCGCGGAGGAUGGAUUGGGAGCGGAAACCUUCGCCGUUGAGUCAAUGUGAGUCAAUUCUGCCAGAGAUAGUCCCCGAGUUACCACAGCCAGAGAUCGAGAAUCAGGCAAAGAAACCACCCCGCAAGAUCACAACUUGUGUUAUUGGGGCACCCGCUGAGGAGUAUUUCUCCUUUCCCACUCCAGUCUUUCGUCGUACCAGGAUCAGACGGGCACUUGCAAAAGCUCGACAGGGGCUUGGAUCUAUGCUCACAUCAUUGAAGCGAAAAUUCAGGUAG
Molecule: messenger RNA, 1287 nt
Organism: Penicillium robsamsonii
Lineage: Eukaryota; Fungi; Ascomycota; Eurotiomycetes; Eurotiales; Aspergillaceae
Exons: 1
Coding region: 1-1287 (428 amino acids)
Source: RefSeq, a predicted model, not a curated record